Laccaria bicolor S238N-H82 is the source of this 1089-nucleotide messenger RNA. RefSeq lists its product as uncharacterized. The record is from RefSeq and is a predicted model, not a curated record. Bases 1 to 1089 code for a protein of 362 amino acids. Gene Ontology annotation, biological process: regulation of translational initiation. Gene Ontology annotation, cellular component: cytoplasm. NCBI's taxonomy places the organism in Eukaryota, Fungi, Basidiomycota, Agaricomycetes, Agaricales, Hydnangiaceae. The transcript is spliced from 6 exons. Gene Ontology annotation, molecular function: protein binding.
AUGACUGAGGAUGUGACCAUGCCUACUCCCAAUGAUGACAGGGAUCAUGUCAAGGAACUCCAGGAAUUCGUCAUACACCUUUCAGAACAGCCAGGAAGGGAAUCUGUUGCCUCAGAGAUUGAAGUCCUUCAGUCAAUUUACGGAGACACCGCAAUUCGACUAUGGCAACCACCAACGCGAAUUGAACAAUCUCGAAAUAACCAGGAGGCAGUAGUGCGAUAUGAGGUCGUCCUAAGUCUUCCUUCACCCAAUGAGGAUGUAUCCCUGACAAUCCUGGUAUCCUUACCUUCGACCUAUCCAGCAACCUCUUCACCACAAUUACAACUAUUAUCUCGGUACAUAGGGCCCUUUGGCGCGGAUUCAAAUCUGUUCGGAUCCAUCCUACGAACAUACAUAUCCAUUAACGGGAUCGAGUGGUCGGAAGACUCGCUUUGCGUAUUUGAUGGGCUGCAGAACGUUUUGGAGCGCUGCACGGCGUGGUAUGAAGAGCGACUCAGCGCAGAAAAGGCGGGAGAGCUCAUGCGGGUCGAUGCCAAGGGGAAUGGUUAUUUUAAUGCCGAUUCCAGCUUGAGCUCACUGACGGACGACACAAGCUUGGGCACGAACGACGAAGGAGGCACCGAACUUGAAAGCGAUAAUCCAAGUCCGCCCACUGAGAUCCCCGCCGGAAUCCAGAUAUUUGUUGCUGAACCUAUCACAGACCGAAAGAGCACAUUCAUUGGACGUGCCUGUCAAAUAUCACAACCAUCUGACGUACCCCUCGUUCUUGCUCAUUUAAUGUCUGAGCGUCGAAUAUCUCGUGCUGCUCAUCCUAUCAUCAAUGCAUGGCGAUGUCAGGUUGGAAGCGUCCUUCAUCAAGAUAAUGACGAUGACGGAGAGACUGCGGCUGGAGGCCGCCUAGCUCACCUCCUUCAGAUUUUAGAUGUCAACAACGUACUCGUCAUUGUCACUCGUUACUUCGGUGGCAUCCAUCUUGGACCAGACAGGUUCAAACAUAUCAAUCAAGCAGCUCGAAGUGCUUUGGAGGGUGGAGGCUUUCUCGACGCCCUCGAAACGAGGAAAAACACCGGAAGAGGCAAAAAACACUAA